AUGGCCAGACUCGGACUCGGACCCAAGCUCUUUGUAACGUUGGAGCCUGAAGAGGGGUCCAAGGGAGAAGAUAGAGGACCAUGGGAUGAGAGGAAAUCUGUGAAGCUAUUCAGAAGCGGAGAAGGAGUGCUGUUACCGCGCGAAAACCAAGAGCCGAAAAAAAGUGAGUGUGUCACAGUUGAGGUUUUCAUCUUGUGUGAUCUCACAAUGUUUUUAAUUUUCUUUUUUCUCAUUUCUUUCAUUAUAUCAUUGGAUGGACGUGAUCAGAGAGAGGAGGAACGGAUUGAAUCAGCUGAUUGGAAGUUGGUGUUGGUGCCUGUGAAGAGAGGGGUGGUGAAGCUGGUAGGAAAAGAUGGCAGUGGAAAGUCAAAUCUGAAGAGAUCUUUGAAGAGGGAGAUGUUCAAUCCUAAGCAUCCAAGCACAAAAGCAAUAGAAAUGGAGGUGUUGCACAAAGAUUAUUACAGCAACGCAUGGAUGCCAAUUAAAGAAGGUCAGAUUUCCAAACUGGUUUUUGAUGCUAUAAACCAGACAGCAAUGCAGGCGAGUCGUUCUCAAAGUAAAUUACAGCAACUGAAGGACUUCAGCCUGAGCAAGCAGGUGUUAGAUAUGACGUCAAAGUAUCGGAACAUAUAUGUAACUGCACCCAGAGCAAUCAUUCAUGUGUUUGACCACGGUGGACAAGAAAACUUGUUUUCAAGUCUUGCUCCAUUUGUGGCUUCCAGUUAUGUCUAUCUCAUGGCAUAUGAUGUGUCAAUACCACUGGAAGCUGAAGCUCAGUCAUUCGUGAGACUCGAUGAUGAAGGUGACUAUCGCCACUUGGAAGUGAAACUGCAUCACAUGAAGUACAACAAGGACUGGAUCAAUCAUCACUUGUCUGCCAUCAGUGUCAGUUCUGUGUCCAAACAUCAUCAGUUACCAGAUGAGAGUCGGAGCCAAACUGAAGGGAAACUUACAAAUGUCAGUAACACAGAGUCCACUGGAAAUGCAGUAGUACAGAGUAGUACUCAAGGCAUUGGAUCAGUAUUUCAAUGCGUGUCUCCACCUGUUAUUUUUACAGCCACUCAUGCUGAUAAAAUAGUUGGUAAAGAGGAAGAAGUGAUGAGAAAACAAGAUGCAGUUCUUAGCAGAAUGUUGCGUGACAAGCCAUACACGGGUCAUGUUUACCGUCGGCCGCCAGAAAGCCAGUCACCAUUGUUUAAGUCUGAGUUGUGUUUCUGUAUUGACAAUACAAAGUCACAUCCACCAUUACGUCAACAUGAUAGAGGUUUAAUGUUGUCGGACUCCGAAAAUGACUCUGAAGAGAACCUUGAAGAGGACUCUGAAUUAGUUUUACUACGAAAUUUGAUACUAUCUAAGAUAGAGGAACACUGUACACAAGAACUGAUUCCACUCACCUGGUUACUGAUUGAAGAUAAGGUGUAUGAAAUAAGACUCAAUCCACAUGACAAGAUCAUUCCGUUUGAAAAGUUGGUAAAAGUAGGUGAAGAGCAAUGCUCCAUGAAGUCGCCCAGUGAAGUGUCUGCUGCUCUCUCUCAUUUGCAUAAGUUCUCUAUUGUGGUCUACUUUGCAUCAUCUCCAAUUCUUCGUCAUCAUGUAUUCAUUGAUGCGCAGUGGGUCUUCACAACUCUUUGUCGUCUCUGUCCUUUGGAUUCAACGAGUUUGCCUGGUAUUCAUCGAACGGACUUCGAUAUUCUUACCAAGAAAGGCAUCAUGUCGCAAGAGCUUGCCAAUUAUUUCUUUGACGAUCUCAAAGAAGAAGAUCGCAGCAAAAUGCUGGAAGCAGCGGAACUACUGGAUAUUGUGUCGAAACAUGAAAAUCCCAAGCAUGAUAUUGAGUACUUUGUCCCCAGUGCUCUGCGAGAAGGUUGUGAAGCUAAAGUUGAUGUGCCAAGCAGUAGUGGUGAAAUUGCAAGUCCUACUCCUCUUGUGUUGAGGCCAGACAACGUCGGCAUGUUUAUAGAGUCAUUGUUCUUUCGUCUCUUGAAUCGAUGUGUUCGUCAGUAUCCGUACAAGCCUUCGCUAUCUCGUAACUAUGCUAUGUUACACAUGGAAAAUGGUUGUGACAUUGAAGUAAUCUAUAUUUACUAUUACGUUGUUGUUGUUGUGCUGAAACCAGAAGAAUCAUUGUCACUUGAAGAAGUGAGAGAGAGCUGCUGCGAGGCUCGCAAAUUUAUUGUCGAUUCACUGGAAGCAGGAAAACAACAAGGACUAACAGGUUUCAAGUUUUCAGUCUGUUUCCAACAUCUGACGCCAGAACGAAGAAGUUUCCUGCCCAUCCGCAGUGAUCGACUCGUCUCUCUAAAUGACUACCCAAAGUGUAAACGUCUCCUCUAUCCCGAUAAUUCAACAGCUAGACUCAACGUUGAAGAGAAGAAGCAAAUAGACAUUUGGUUUGAUGCAAAAGGAUCUAAUCGUGUGACUGAACCGAUUUCUGCAACAGCUGCAAUUCAAAGAACAGAUGAAGUUUGGAAGAGAUCUACAGAUGGUGGAAAGCAACAUGCAAUUGAAUCUGCAUUGUUAACAGCACUCAGUGGCAUGAAAUUGGUCUCGAGUUGGGAAUGAACGAAGACCAGAUCAAGUCAGAAACUCAUGAUAAACCUCCCUACACUGGGAAACUAUCCGCUCUGAUUGGAGCUAGAAGAGCCAAAGUGUCCACACUUCAGACAAUAAAGGAUUUGUUGAAGGGUUGCCGACGGAUACCUCAACCUAUACUUGAAGAUGUGAUACAGCAAUUGUCGAAAGAAGGAUUGGGGCAGUAGCAGAUUAUUAACAAGGACCUGAGGAUGGAUGGGAAACAUUAUCCAAUACUAGUGACUUGCACCUCCUCACUAGACUACUAUAUACCUAUAGUGUAUCCUAGUGGACAUUGUGUAUGUAUUCAUUCACAAUGUGUUAAUGGAAUAGCAGCAAAGACGCUUUUCAAUAUUAA
Messenger RNA from Corticium candelabrum, 2929 nucleotides. RefSeq lists its product as uncharacterized. Bases 1 to 2562 code for a protein of 853 amino acids. NCBI's taxonomy places the organism in Eukaryota, Metazoa, Porifera, Homoscleromorpha, Homosclerophorida, Plakinidae. The transcript is spliced from 12 exons. The record is from RefSeq and is a predicted model, not a curated record.